UACGCAAUUUUUGGGAAAUGACAAACAAUCUAUCAUCACACCCAUUCUAAUGUGUGGUGCCUGGGAUCUGGGCUAUAUAAGGAGAGGUGCAGAGGGCUUAGGGCAGACAGACUUUCUCCUCUGCAGUAGAAGGUUACAUUCAUGGGAAGAUCAUUGUUUACCGUGUUACAGACAGUGGCUGCUUUGGCAAUUUGUAAAGCAGCCCCUACUACAAGUCAAGAUGUCACUCUGUCUUCAGAUGAGGCCAGAGCUAAGGCCUAUCUAUCCCAGUUUUACUCGGUUGCUGGCUCCAACAACUCCAUCAUGUCCAGGCGAGUGAUGAUGGACACCCCAGUGGACUCAUUUGAGAGAGACCUGAGGAGCAUGCAGAACUUCUUUGGGCUGGAGGUGACAGGCAGGCUGGACUCGAACACCCUGGAGGUGAUGGCCAAGCCCCGCUGUGGGGUCACAGACGUGGCCCACUACGGACACUUCCAGGGCAAGCCCCGCUGGAAGCAGAGCAUCGUCACUUACAGAAUUACUGAGUACACGCAUGACCUGAGUCGGCGUGAGGUGGACUCCACCAUCGCCCAGGCCUUCAAGCUCUACAGCGACGUCAUCCCACUGGACUUCAAGCAGAUCUACAGUGACACCGCUGACAUCAUGAUCCUGUUUGGAGCCAAAUACCACGGUGACUUCUACCCCUUCGAUGGGCCGAAUGGUGUCUUGGCCCAUGCAAACUCACCAGGAGAAGGCGAAGGUGGUGACACACACUUUGAUGAAGAUGAGUCUUGGACUCUGAGCCAGAGAGGGAUAAACCUGCUUCUGGUGGCGGCCCAUGAGUUUGGCCAUGCUCUUGGAUUGGACCACUCACGAGACAGCUCAGCUCUGAUGUACCCCACAUAUCACUUCGUGAACACAAAAGGAUACAGGCUACCUGCAGACGACAGGCGGGGAGUACAGGCCUUGUACGGUGUCCGGACAACACCAGGUCGACCGGAACCAACAAGACCCAAGCCUAAACCAAAGCCCAAACCAGAACCUAAGCCUGAUCCUAAACCCAAGCCUAGACCAGAACCCAGACCAAACCCUCCAGAAAGAUGUAACAGGAACCUUGUCUUUGAUGCUGCCAGUACCAUUCGGAGUGAGCUGUACUUCUUCAAAGAUGGGUAUUACUGGAAGAAGAGUGGCUAUUGGAAUGGAGUAAUGACGAAGACAGUGAAGGGAACCUGGCCUAGCAUUAGCCAUGUUGAUGCUGCAUAUGAAUACAAGGGACGAGACAUCGCCUUACUAUUUGAAGGAAGAAGGUACUGGGGCACCAGAGGCCUUACUGUCCUAUCAGGUUAUCCCAAAUCCAUCUACAACUUUGGCUUCCCCUCAUACGUAACCAAGAUAGACUCUGCAGUUCAUGUGGCAUCCACAGGGAAAACCCUAUUCUUUGUGAGAAACAAAUACUGGAGCUUCAAUGAAAGGAUGAGCACAAUGGACCGUGGCUACCCCAGAAGCAUUUCCCAGGAUUUCCAUGGUAUUGGCAGGAAAGUUGAUGCUGCUUUUGAAAACCAUGGUUACCUGUACUUUUCAGAUGGCCCCAGGCAAACAGAAUACCACUAUCCAUCAAAGAGGGUGAACCGUGUCUUGUUGAACUAUGGAUGGCUGGACUGCUACUAAAAAGAGAAUCAUUAAUAAUUUUCAGCUGUACAAAGUAUUUAUGUUGUCAUCAAGAGUUGCGACUAUACCCAAUUGGCAAUAUAGUAUUUUUCUACAUAUAUGCAUUUUCAAAGAUGACUUUACUGAUACCAGUUUUGGAACAAGUGUUCAAUUUGAUCAGAGAACAUUAUCAUGACACAAGGCGAGACCCAGAUGCAGAAACAGGAGGCAGAUGGUUGGAGUCUUACAAUGUUUAAUAAUCCAAAAGUUGUAGGCAAGAGAAUGGUCAUGGACAGGCAAAAGGUCAAAACCAGGAGUCCAGGAGGCACAGAGUGGCAGAAAGACUCGUGAUUAAGGCAGGCAGAAUGGUCCGGUAGGCGGAUACAGAGUCUAGAACAGGCAAGGGUCAAAACCAGGAGGACUAGAAAAAAGAGAAUCGCAAAGGCAGGCAUAUGGGGGGAAAAAACACAGGUUGACUUGGAACAUACAAGACGAACUAGCACAGAAAACACAGGGAUAAAUACAUUGGGGAAAACAAGCGACACCUGGAGGGGGUGGAGACAACGAGGACAGGUGAAACUGAUCAGGGUGUGACAACAUGUCUGAAUUUAUUGAAAUAUGUUGAAAAUAUUUUUCUACAACUUGGGAGUGCAUGGAGUUUAUUGAGGAAUAUGUGACAGACCUGAUGUUGCACACACAAACAGUCUAUUUCAUAUAUUCAUAGUGCAUUUGCUAUGAACAAUUGUUAUAGGAAAUUAUGGGAAAUUACUAUCCUUCUUUACGGAGGAUUUGAAUGGGUGACGGAAGCCUAGAUAUAGAACACCCCAUUUUUCACAUGAAUUAAAACUAUGUCACUACGUCAUUAAAAAUAUCAUGUAUUUUUUUACUGAAAGAUACUGUUGUAAACACAUAGAUGUUUUUAGUUGUUUUCUUCUAGGCCUUCAGGCAGGGAAUCUACACCAGUUUGAAACUAGAAAGUUUGAGCUACUUUAUUAGCACUGGUCCUAAGUAAAAUGGUGGACGCAUUCAAACUAGAAUUUCUGUCUAUGGCGCUUCCUCACUCACCAACCCAUAGCAAUAUAAUACAUGUGCUUGACUUGUGGAGCAAACCGACAUGAAUAGAACAUUUAGCAACUCUUCAUUGCUUCUUUGUUGUUGUUAAACCAACAAGUUUAGUGUAACCGGCCCUUGGCCUUCCUAAGGGUCUUUACAGACUGACCUAUGAAGGAGAAUUUUAUGUUUUCAAAAUGGGCCCAAUUGCAAUAUUGCCAAUCUAUUGGUCAGUUCAAAAACCCAUUGCCCAGAUUUUUGUAACAUCCUUCAUGUGUCUGUUGUAAACCCUGAUGGGGGCCCAAAUGUCUUGAUAGCCUAACAAUGAAGAAAACGAUUUUAUCUAGGCCCUACUUCCACUGUCUUCGAGUUGCUGAAUUUUCUUCACUGCUGUCUAUGGUUGGGAAGAACUUUUGAUAGGUUUUGAUAAACAUUCUGAUGAGGGUUGUAACUCUUUGAGCAGAGUGGCAUGUUCAAGAUCAUCUUUCUCGGGGGCCAAGGAGCUAACUCUGCAUAACUCUGCACGGAUCAUUCAGGGCACUUGUUUUGAUCCCCACCUGGUUAGCUAAAAAAAUACAAAUUAUAAUAAUAGUUUUUGUUGUUGCCUGUUUUGCAUGUUAUUUUGGCAUUAAUACGUGUGUCACACAUCAGUUUGCAAACAAUAAAGCCGCAUACAAACAUG
Messenger RNA from Salmo salar (Atlantic salmon), 3358 nucleotides. Lineage: Eukaryota; Metazoa; Chordata; Actinopteri; Salmoniformes; Salmonidae. The record is from RefSeq and is a predicted model, not a curated record.